Eruca vesicaria subsp. sativa (arugula) is the source of this 2399-nucleotide messenger RNA. NCBI's taxonomy places the organism in Eukaryota, Viridiplantae, Streptophyta, Magnoliopsida, Brassicales, Brassicaceae. The record is from the annotation of a GenBank genome assembly.
GCGAGCCUCACUUGCAACAACCGUUCUUUCCUCUCUUCACAACUUAAACCCAAUCGCGUCCAUUCCACGCGCCACCACAUCCUCUUCUCCUCUCCGAUUAUCGAAUCGCUUUCCUUCUGAGAACUAUCGCCUCUACUCUUUCCGCUCCCUAACCAAACUCCUAAACCCUAACGACCAUCCCUCUCCCCUCUCUCAAAUCUCAAAAAUCCUAAAUUAGGGUUCCGUCGCUCAAAUCGACACCACAGAUUCCGAUUCCGACUCAUCGUAACAUGUGAUUGAUUGCUCUUCACAAACACUAAAAGAGAAUGAUAGGUGGAAGCAGUAAUAAGAAGAGGAAAGAGUUAAUCAGUGAAGGAGACAUCGCCACUCUUCUCCAAAGAUAUGACACUGUGACGAUACUAAAGCUCCUUGCGGAGAUGGCGUAUUACGCUGAGCAGAAGAUGGACUGGAAUGAGUUGGUGAAGAAGACUAAUACUGGGAUUACUAGUGCUAGAGAGUACCAGUUGUUAUGGCGGCAUCUUGCUUAUCGUGAGACUCUUGUUCCCGUGGAUGAUAAUACUCUCCUUCAGGAUGAUGAUAGUGACAUGGAGUUUGAGUUGGAAGCUACCCCUGCAGUCAGUGUUGAUGCAACAACGGAAGCUGUUGCGCAUGUUAAAGUGAUUGCUGCUUCCUAUGUGCCAAGUGACUCCGACAUUCCUGAAGACUCAAUUUGUGAGGCACCCUUGACCAUUAACAUACCUUAUGGCCUGCAGAGGAUGUCUCAAGAACAAUCAGACUCGCAUUGGUCGUCAAGAGGGAUGAAUAUCACCUUUCCAAUUUCUCUUCAGAAAGCAGCUGAGGGACAUAAUGGAAAUGGGUUAGCCAGUACCGCAGGUCCUCGCAAGAAAAGGAAGAAAUGGUCAGCUGAGGAGGAUGCGGAGCUGAUCGCUGCUGUGAAACGACAUGGUGAAGGCAGCUGGUCCCUUAUUUCUAAGGAAGAAUAUGAGGGAGAGAUAACAGUCGCACAACUUUCGCAGCGGUGGGGGUCUAUAAGGAGAAGGUCUGAUAUUUCAAACUCUUCUACUCAGUCUUGCCAACAGCGAACAGAAGCGGCUAAUCGUGCAUUAUCUUUGGCAGUGGGAAAUCGAGUUCCCUCAAAAAAAGCUGCAGUAGGUAUACCUCCAGUGCUUACAUCCGGUAGCAUCACGGGAGCACAAGGCAAUGGUGCCAACAGUGGUAGUUCAUUGCAAGGUCAACAACAGGCUAAGCCAGUAGUUCAAGCAAUUCCUCGGGCAGCAACAUCCGUUCAAAAUGCAAAAUCUCGAGUCACCGCAAGGAAACCAACUUCCACUUUGAGAGCAGAACUAAUGGUAACAGCAAAUUCAGUAGCUGCUGCAGCCUGUAUGUCUGGCCUGGGAACUGCUGCAUCCGUGCCAAAGGUUGAACCAGGAAAGAAUGCUGCUCCUGCGUUAGUGCCAAAGGUUAAAUCCUCCCAAGCCUCUUUGCCUCGUCCCGCCGGUAUAUCAUCAGUAACGAAUGUUGAGCCUGUGAAAACCGCUUCGGCAGCUUCUUUGCCUCGUCCGUCAGGUAUAUCAUCAGUAAUGAAUGUUGAGCCUGUAAAAUCCGCAUCGGCAGCGUCUUUCCCUCGUCCAGUUGGUACUAUAUCAGCAUCAAAGGCUGAGCCUGUUAAAACCACUUCGGCAGCCGUUUUGCCUCGGCCGUCAGGUAUCAUAUCAGCGCCAAAGGCUGAGCCUAUAAAAACCUCUCCUGCAGCCUUUUCGCCCCGUCCAGCAAGUAUGCUAUCAGCACCAAAGGGUGAGCCAGCAAAGAGCGUUUCUGCUGCUGCUACUACUACUACUAAAACCCAAGUGGCUGGAACUUUGAGUACAAGGAAUGCAGUUAGUGCAAGUCCAAAGCAUGUGAUAUCUUCAUCACCACCUUUUAAUAAGCCUUCACAUAUGGCUCCUUUCUCCAAAGGGCCUACAAUUCAGAAUAUUUCAGUUCCUUCUAGUUUUGCAACUUCAAGGUUGGCUCCCACACAGAAAGUUAAUGCAACUACUGUAACGCCACAAAAGCCAAGUGUGGGAGUGGCAGUUACCUCCACUUGCAAGCCGGUUGUUGUACAGAAACAGCAAAUUCAGGGAAGCAGAGCAAGCCCUUUGGUUACAACAACUCUUCAGCCAAAUAAAACCAUCUCAACAAACUCAGUAUUAAGCACAGGAAAGCCGGUGGCUACACAAGUGGACACUCCUACUCUUUUGCCUAAGAAAGAUCAAGUAUCUCAGACUGAAAAAGAGACUAGUACCACGGUUUCACCUUCUGUUGUGGCUGAGACUGAAUCAAAACCCAUGGAUGAAGCAAGUAAAGGAAAAAAUCCGGACGUUGCUACCGUGACAGGGACCGACCAAAAGGGGUUGUAG